Medioppia subpectinata is the source of this 654-nucleotide messenger RNA. NCBI's taxonomy places the organism in Eukaryota, Metazoa, Arthropoda, Arachnida, Sarcoptiformes, Oppiidae. The record is from the annotation of a GenBank genome assembly.
GCUAAUCCAAAUGCCAUAAUCCCAAUCCAGGAGCCGAUGUCACCAUUAUUUAGGGUCGGAUGGACUAUACGGUCAGUGAUAAUGCAUUCAACGCCGCAACUGAUCCGCGAUCGCAAAUAUCACUUACCAUUGCCUACACUCUAUCACAAGUGUAUAAUUGGGUCCGAACUGAUCGACUGGAUCCUCAAUGUGACCACUAAUACACCCGUUAGAGUCCACUCCAGAGGACAGGCGGCUGCCAUGUGUCAGGUGCUCCUCGAGGGACAGGUGUUAACUCAGGUAACCACAGAAUCGGUUCCGUCGACGACGACCGGCGCCGACGACGACAAUAAGAGCCAAUUCCUGGACCGAUAUGUGUUGUAUCGGUUCUGUUUCGACGAUCAAAUCGAUUCCGCGGUCACCACCGAAGACAAGAGGAUCGCCGAAUCAGAACUCAUGCAAUCGCUGUCAUCGUUGGCACAGUUGGCUCCGGACGCUAUACUAAGGCUCAUAUUACGCAAACCACCUCAAAAGCGUACGGAAGAGGAGAUGGAGUCCGUGUUUGAAGAGCUGUUGCACAUCAAAGCGCUGUCACAUCUCUCCAAUUCAGUUAAGAAAGAGUUGGCCGCUGUUAUCGCCUUCGAGUCUCACCCAAAAAAGCAAACUAUUUGUUAG